This is a messenger RNA of Pectinophora gossypiella (pink bollworm), 6899 nucleotides long. RefSeq names its product SH3 and multiple ankyrin repeat domains protein 3 (gene Prosap). Gene Ontology annotation, cellular component: postsynaptic membrane; postsynaptic density; dendritic spine. Lineage: Eukaryota; Metazoa; Arthropoda; Insecta; Lepidoptera; Gelechiidae. The record is from RefSeq and is a predicted model, not a curated record. The transcript has 23 exons. Gene Ontology annotation, molecular function: ionotropic glutamate receptor binding; synaptic receptor adaptor activity. Bases 284 to 3973 code for a protein of 1229 amino acids.
UCCGAUCAUUCGUUCCGUUCUCCAGUCGAGGCUGAUAACCGCCCCACAUUGGACGUAUGCGCGUUCCUUUAUGGAAAAAUACCCGCGUAAAUACGCUAGAAUGCGUUAAUUAAACUUCAUAGUGAUUAAAUAACGUUCCCGUUUUGUGUGCCCCUUGUGUUUUUGUGGAUAUUUGUGCGUACCCUUUACUGUUGAAUGGUGUGUGUCAGUGAAACGAGUUUAAUUUUUAGUGCCCUCAUAACUUGGAUUUUUUCUUGUGGUGUUUUUGUGAUGGCGUAGCGUAAUGGAGGGCGAGUGCUCGGAGGGCACGGACGGCUGGCUGCUGGUGCGCGUGCACGUGCCGGAGCUCAACGUGCAGAAGAGCCUGCAGUUCCCCAGAGACCAGCUCGUGUGGGACGUCAAGCAGCAGUGCUUGGCCGCCUUGCCUAAGGUGGCCUCUUGGUACAGGGAGCUAAAGGAGAGCUUCAACUAUGGUCUGUUCUGCCCGCCAGUCAACGGCAAAGCCGGGAAGUUCCUGGACGAGGAACGCCGCCUCGGGGACUACCCCUUCAAUGGACCUGUCGGAUAUCUCGAGUUAAAAUACAAGCGGCGGGUAUACAAAAUGCUGAAGCUAGACGAGAAGACGUUAAAAGCGCUGCACACACGAGCGAACCUGCGGCGCUUCCUAGAGCACGUAACCCACGGGCAGGUGGACAAGAUCACCAAGGCCUGCGCCAAGGGUCUCGACCCCAAUUUCCACUGUCCGGAGACCGGAGACACUCCCCUCACCAUCGCAGCUGGCUUAAAGUCUCCUGGCAAGGUGCUCAUCGCGCUGGUCAACGGCGGAGCCUUGCUGGACUACCGAACUAAAGAUGGCAGCACUGCUAUGCACCGAUCCAUCGAGAAGAACUCUUUAGAAGCUGUAAAAACUCUUCUAGAACUUGGAGCAUCUCCGAACUACAAGGACGGGAAAGGCCUGACGCCUCUGUACUUGUCCGUGACGAACAAAACUGAUCCGCUGUUGUGUGAAACCUUGCUGCAUGACCACGCAACGAUCGGGGCCACAGAUCUUCAGGGAUGGCAGGAGGUUCAUCAGGCCUGCCGCAACGGAUUGGUCCAGCACCUGGACCACCUGCUGUUCUACGGCGCAGACAUGAACGGACGCAACGCAUCGGGCAACACCCCCCUGCAUGUGUGCGCCGUCAACGCGCAAGACUCCUGCGCACGGCAGCUGCUCUUCCGCGGUUGCGAUAAGGAGGCGCUGAACUAUGCUAACCAAACGCCUUAUCAGGUGGCUGUAAUAGCCGGGAACUUAGAACUAGCUGAAGUAAUAAAGAAUUACAAAUCAGAAGAAAUUGUGCCAUUCCGGGGUCCUCCUCGAUACAACCCGAAGCGUCGCUCUGCGGCUUGGGGCGCAUGGUGGACUGCUGGAGACAGGUCGUCACUGGCUUCAUCGACUAGGAUCCCCGCAGAGUUGGACGCUCUGCUGCGCCGCCAGGGACCUGCCGCGUCACCCUGCAGUCUUGAACGACCGUUCUCGUCAGCGUCUUCAAGUAUCAGUGACGCGAGCCAUCCAAGUCACGAGGACGAUGCCAGUAUACUAACAGAUAAAAGCGCGGGCGACACUAGCGACAUCAUCUCCGACUCUAGCGGCGUCGGCACCAGCAACUCUGAUACCACCACCUGUUCGCUGCAGACCACGGGCACUACCGUGGUGUGUCUACAGCCUUAUGAACCCACAGCGCCGAAGCACUUACGGCUCAACCAAGGGGAUAUCAUCGAAGUGACGGGGGCGACAGAUGAUGGACUACUGGAGGGAACGGUGCGGGGAUCGGGGGCGAACGGGUUCUUUCCCGCACACUGCGUACAGGAAGUACGGUUGAGGCAGAACACGCAGCAUUUACACCAGGUUUUGGGUUCUGGACCGGUACACCACUCGCGAGUGACAGGCCGGAGAGAAAUAGCACUAAGCAAGACAUACAGUGCCACCGCACCUCGGAUAAAGAAAACAUAUGGCAACAUGGAAACCCGCACGGUGGUGCUGCACCGCGCCCGAAGAGGCUUCGGCUUCGUGCUGCGCGGGGCGAAGGCGUCUUCACCGCUCAUGGAGCUCCGCCCCUCGGAGCGGUGCCCCGGACUUCAAUACCUGGAUGACGUCGACGCAGGAGGUGUGGCGGACCGCGCGGGAUUGAGAAAAGGAGACUUUCUUGUUGCGAUAAACGGCGAAGAUGUGUCUGCAGCAUCUCACGAACGAGUCGUGGAGCUGAUCCGGAGUUCUGGUGCGCUCGUCUCUAUGACUGUUGUCUCGUUGAACAACAAUAAUGGUAACAACGAGAACAACACGUGUACAGUUCCGACGAGCAAGUCACAGAACCAACUAUCCAGUUCAGGCAGACCUUAUGCUGCUACGUUGCCUAGAAAAGCCGCUGGAGGUCGUAGCCCUGCUCCGGCACCGCCGCGAAGAGAUCCGCGGACCACACUGAGUGUAGGUCGAGCUAGAGCCAAGUCUAUGGUGGCUGGAUUAGAAAACGGGGGAGAGAAGGAGGAGAACUGCGAGCCUCUCAGUGUGGCUGGCAAGUCAUCGUCAGCGGAGUCUGUGCAACUUCAUAGCGGCAGCAAUAGUGGAACGCCUCAGGGCGGCACCCCGGUGGCUCCCCGCACCGCCUCCAUCCGCCAGCGGCCCGCGUCCGGCCGCAUCACCGCCGCAGAGCUGGAAGAACUCUUCCAGAGACAGGCAGAUGCUGAUACGUCUGGCGGCAACAACGCAAUGAUGACGCGGUCAGCGUUCCAAGGGGGGUCAAACUCUCCUCCAUAUUCGCCAGCUCGAACCCCAGGACGAGUGUAUGCUUCCGUAGCAGAGAUGAAGCGGUCGCGAGGCAAGAUGUGGGCCAAAUCCCAGGGUACCCUGCGCAGGGACUUCCACUCAACACCGGAUCUGGCAGCUGAGCAUCUCACGCAUCCUCCACGGACUCGCUCUAGUGAAGAUGUUCAUGGUCCAGGGCGCGUGCCCCCUCCAGCGCACCCGCCGCCGCCGCCACCAGCGGUACCAGCGUCCACAUUCAGACCUGACAACCAAGCCAAGCUAUACGCGUCACCUCGCGACCUAGGCCCAGUCGCGUAUAGAUCCCGCGCUGAAAACUCACAUCCCGUACGCAAGUGUAUGUCACUGCGGUCGUGGGCGGGGCCGGGCGCCACCCGCGCCGCCUCCGCCGACGAGCCGAGCAACCAGUACGCGCAACCCUUCAACCAACACAAGGGCUUCGUGCGACAGAACUCGACGCCCGCGCCGCCGAUCCCGGAGCCGGACUACAGCAUGUCAGAGUCAGACGAUGAGAACUCCGUUAAACCCAAGAACGAACCGGCGGCAGUCGCUGAAACCAGCGCAAACAGUAACGCUAGCGGCAGUAGCUCCGGCUCGAGCUCGAUGCAGCACUCGUUCUCCGUGGACGAGAUCCAGAAGAUCCGCACGCGGCUCAAGUCAUCCAAGUCGUGCGGCGACGAGCUGGGCAGCGUGGAGCGCGACGACGGGGACAACUCGUCGUCCGGCGUGUCUUCCGACCAGGAGGCGCAGGCCAAGCCGCCGCCGCGCCGCGACAAGGUGUCCUUCUGCAGCUCCGUCACCGUCAAGUCCUCCAACGACGUCAUCAGCACGGAGCCGGUGCACAGCUCGUCCGAGAGCCUGGCGACGCCGCCGCCGCCCAUGCAGCGCCACAACUCGCUGACGCGCAAGCGCGCCACGGCGGCGCUGCUGCGCGGCAGCUUGGGCGCGGCCCGUGGCAAAUCUGCGGCGGAGCGGCUGGGCGUGGACCCGGAGAAGGCGCCGGGGCGGCGGGCGCGCGCCGCCGUGCUGCUGGCGCAGCUGCCGCCGCCGCCCGAGGAGCCGGCGGGCGCGGCCGAGGCGGGCGCGCCCGUGCUGGCGCCGCCGCCGCAGUUCAGCGACCGCGUGCGCGUCGUGGCCGCGCUGCCCAAGCUCGCGCACAUGCCGAUGCAGUAGACCGGCGAACUACGAUUUUCUCGCUCAAAAUCUCUAGUUUGCUCGGCGGAACCCGUGGCCCGUCGACCUUCUAAUAUUUUUAGCUCUCGAGCGGAACUUACAGGUAUAGGGCGGUCUUAGAACUGAUAGGUAGUACUUACCACUCGAUAGAUGAAAUAGGUACCUUCGAAUCGAGCUCACAUUGAGUCUUUUAUAGUGCCAAAUGCAGAUUUGAUAAGAUUUUUCGUCACGCGGUUUGUAUUAUUACACUUUUCACGGAUUAUUCUUAUUGUAUCGCACGGGAACUAUUGUGAGCUGCGAUCGGUAGGUCUCGCUCUUAUGAACCAUAGAUUAUAAAUAACUUCACUUUUUGAACACUCGUCGUAGGCAUAACCACAUUGUAAUUAACACGCGUUCUUUUGCAAAAGGAAUAAUAAAAUAAGCGGAAAACUUUUUGUAAUCAAACGACUAAAUGAAACCAAAGAUUUAUAGUAUUUAUUGUUGAGGAGUUAACAUUGAUAUAGUUGAAACUAAUUUUUAUACAUUCCCUUAUUAACUAGUAUUAAUAUACGUUUUCAUAAUCGACUUGGAUAAUUGGAUUUAUUUAAUUGUUAUUAUUCAUUAUGAUAUAGUCCCCGAUAUGUGUCAAAUUAUUUUCUCUAUAUGAAAGAACUUAUUUAAUCCCGAAUUCUAUUUCGUAUAACCCUACCCUGUUACAACGCAACCAAGUGCCAUCGUGUCUAUCAUUUUAAAAUAUUUUUAUAUGUCUCUGUAAAUAUAUAUUACGAGAGCUAUUUGUGCGUUGAAGGAGUGGACUUGGGACGCGUUACAAACAAUAUCCGGCCAAGAUAUCAAAGUGAUCUUCAGAAGAAAUUAUAUUUAUAUAUUUAAAUAAACACACUAUUUAUAAAUAAUAUUUAUAUUGUCUAAAUAUGUUCGAUAUAUCGAAGGUAUAAUUUUAUUAAUUUAAUUCGUCCAUUAUAUUCGUUUCAAGUCCACUCUUUUGUAAAUGCAAUCUAAUAUAAUUUGGUGGCCUAAGCCGCCUCGCAUGUGUUCUCAUACCGACUAGCGCUUAUUAUUAUUGUUCAACGCAUUAGUAUUUUAUCCGUUCCAUUGAAAUGUAAAUUUUAUACUACAGUCUGUUCGCAAUGACGUGGUCUGUGGUCACUGGGCGCUUACAGCGCCAUCUACAGAAUAAACACUAUAAUCUAUUUUUUUCAGCUGUUAUAAAUGGACCGUGUCACAUGAACGGACUAUAAUCGAAAAUAUCCGUGCAUCUUUUUAGAUAUAGUAUUAAAAGCAAGGAAAGAGAAGUAACACCAAUGUUUUAUAUUCGAUUGAUUUUGUAUCUUGUUGUAUUUAAGGUCAUGCGCUGCGUAACGAUUUGUGCGCGGAUACGAUAUCAUAUAAUAAAAUUGUAAACGUUUAUAAAUCGUUUAUUGGCGGUUUUCUAACUUUUAUAUAAAUAGUUUUCAACACUUUUUAAGCUUUCACUAGAAGCUGUUUCGACGUAGACGCUUCUAUAGUUUCAUUUUUUAACUACUCCUUACAUCCUUGUUAAGGUAAAGUUCUAAUAAGAGUCUAGUAAUUAAUCUUUUUAUCAAAAAUACCUCUUCUCUAUUAGAAAACUGUCAAUAACACUCGGGCUAACUGUCUGAAGACCUGGGUUAGACUGAACACUGCCGUAGCCAUUUUGAAAAAAAGCCUAAUUUUAUACAAGUAUUAUCUGCGCAGCUAAUGUGAACCUUACUUCAAAGACGUUAAGUUUGUAUUUUGAUAAGUUUGUUGUUGUCGACUCGGUGGAUCCUUUUGACCGACUUUGCGGAGUAGUGUACCACCAAUAUAAUACCUGUAUUUAUAUUAGAUAUAGAUCUACUAGUUAACACAGACUGUUUACUUUAAUACCUACAUACAUAAACUCUCGCCUAUUUCUCGUCAGGAAAAAGAAAACGCUACAUUUAAAAUACAGAUUUUAAAAAGAGUUUUAAAAUCUGUAUUUUCAGAGGAAAAUCCACAUUAAAUAUACACUAUUUCGAAAAUAUAUCGUAAUACUUUGUGAUUAAAAUAUAAAAAAGGAAGUUAUUAAACUUAGCAGUCUGUGCUAGGAUUUCGAAAGUUCGAUUCAAUUUUAAAGUCUGAUUUUAUUUUAUUUUAAUAUCUGACUAGUACACAAAUCAUUAAAACUAUUAAAGUUUACAGAUUUAACUCUCUAUUUGACAAGAAGAACUCUACUUGAAAAGUUACGUUACUCAGACGACGUAUUCACUAGAGAUCACUUAGAGAUUUUAUUUCACUAGAUCAGUUUGAAAAUGAUAUCAUAACAAUUAUGUUUAAGAAUGGAACUUUCGUUUUGCCUUUAUCCUGUAGAUCAUAAAAUCUAAUCUAGAAGAGUCGCGUCAACAGCAUAGAGUUGACUUAGAAACUUCACUGUAUUAUUAGCACAAUUAAUUUCUAUUAUUAAAUGUAUUAUUAUUUCGUUAUAAUCGUCUUGUCAUUAUUUUAAGUUGUAUAAAUGUAUUGUCUACUUAAGGCAUAGCUAGGUAGUGGUAAUUAUAUCUAGGGCAAUAUUUGAUCGAUAGUAGAGUAACAGGCGGAAAGAAAGACAUCUGAAAACUGUUUUGUAAGACUAAAAUAUGCGUUGUCAUUGGUUGGUAUUCUGUCAGAAUAAACCAAUCAGGUAUUGGCGUUUUAUUUUUUAGUUUUACGAAAUGGCUACUCGUGGGGCAACCAUCGUUUCUCACUCGAAAAACAUUGGUUUGUAAGUGCGUUUGUAUCUAUUAAGUCUCGAGUUUUACAAAGGAUUACAAAUGAGUUUCUAUGGUAGCCCCUAAUGUAAUUUUGUAUAAUACCAACAUUGUGUUUUGCGUUUCAUUUGAAUCUCAGUAUCGGACGUGUAACUACAACUUGGUAUACUUUCAAAUGAAAUUAAAUGUUUCAUCACUAUAAA